UUGGUCGCCAGAACAUUUCAGCAAUGAAUGUUAUGGUCGUGAAAGAUGUAGUUUAUUUGUCGAAUAUGUUAGUUGGUUUGGUUAUUUUCAGAAUGGGUGACGAAAUAGAUUGGUCACGAAAACUAAAUAUGUGCAAUAGCUUUGACGAGGGUAGAGAUUUUGGAGCCGAUAUUUCUAUAAAAAAGAAAAAGAAAAAAAAGUAACAGUUCACUAGUAGAGACACAAGUAACUCAAAAAACCAUUAAGAUUAUAAAAAAUUGAAGAAAGUGUUUUUUUUUUUUUUUGGUCACUGUAACAUUAGAAAUUGAUGUAAGUGGACAACAAAUUUAUAUCUUAUGAUAUUUAUUUUUUUAUUUUUUAUUUAUACAAGUCAUAUUGAGGGAAGGUCGAAUCGAACUUAGGACCUCUAAAUUAUUUGAGUUACAAAUCCUUUGCAUCCGAUGAUAUAAUAUUAAUAAAUAAACGUACAUUAUAACAUGAGAUUGUUCAUUAGGGAAAAAAAAAACACGAGUGAAUUCUUAUAAAAAAGAAUAUGGCUAAAUUAGAAACGCGUGACACCAAAAACGGAGAAAGGAGGCCAACUAAGUCAUGAGGAAAAACAGACACAACUGAAGGAAAAACAAAAGACAUAUUACUCACGACACCCAAUAGUGUUCUACCCUGUUAAUUCUUCUUUCAAUCUUAUCCAUUCGAAAAAGAAAAAGAAAGAAAAAAAAACUAGUUCAGCUGAAAAGAAGAAAAGAAAAGAAAAACAGAAAAGAAGAACUUACUUUUUUAAGGGAAAAAAAAAAAGGAAACUCACCCAAGAAAUUGUCUUCCCUCCUUAUUGUGAGUAAAACUUGGUGUGGACGCAUUCCAAGCCCAAAAGAUUUGACACCACAAAUUUCUAUGGAUCUCUUCUUUCUUUUCUUUAUUUGGCCCCUCCUCUAUGGCAAUCUAUAGAAUCCAAAAAAAUAAUAUUCAGCCCUCCCAUUUUUAAGGGCCUAUUUUCGAAGACCCUCUUUGCGGACACAAACUUGCCUGUGUCUCUAUAAAUAUGCACAAUCCCAUGCCCCCUUUCAAUCAACAUCUAACAAUCCAACCUUCUCUACUACAAAGAAAAGACCUUAAACUUCUCAUAUCAAGAAACAAAAAUGGCGUUCAACACGAAGCUUCUUUUGGCCAUUUGCUGCGUCGCCUUGGUCUUCACUCUUGUAUUUGCAAACAUUUCUAAAGAAGAGAUCGAUGGCUUCGUCGAGGAGCACAACAAGGCUCGUAAAGAGGUCGGCAACAAACCCCUCAAGUGGAAUACGACCUUGGCCCAGUAUGCCCAAGAAUAUGCGGAUAAAAGAGUUGGCGACUGUGCCAUGGAGCACUCGAUGGGGCGUUGGGGUGAGAACUUGGCCUCCGGUGACGGCAUGAGUGGCGCAGCGGCCACCAAGUAUUGGGUCACUGAGAAGGAGUUCUAUGACGAAAAGUCCAACAAAUGCGUCAGAGACGAAUGUGGUCACUACCUUGCUGUGGUAUGGGGCAAAACCACCGAGGUCGGAUGUGGCAUUUCAAAGUGCAACAAUGGACAGAACUAUGUGGUUUGCAGCUACGAUCCCAUGUACCAGCCCGAGGACGAGCGCCCCUACUAGACAAUGUAUGUAUGCUUGCGUGC
Messenger RNA from Prunus persica (peach), 1642 nucleotides. RefSeq names its product basic form of pathogenesis-related protein 1. Lineage: Eukaryota; Viridiplantae; Streptophyta; Magnoliopsida; Rosales; Rosaceae. The record is from RefSeq and is a predicted model, not a curated record. The transcript has a single exon. The coding region runs from base 1134 to 1619 and encodes 161 amino acids.